GUGAUACCAAAUUAUUAUUUAAACUUUAAAAUUAUGAAACAGAUGAUCUAUUAAAAUACAUGAAUGGAUAAAUAUCUCAACAAGAGCAAAUGUAUAGGAAUUAGGAGUAAAGCGUGCUUGUACUAUUUUUUCUUUUUAUGUAUAAUGUACAUUGACUGCUGACUACUGUGAAUAGUGAAUAGUGUAAAUUAAUUAAUUAAAUACUUCUCACCUAUCAGCUAUCACAACACAUUCUCAACACUAUCACGUUUAUAGUAGAUAAUAGAAUAUUCUAAAAAUUUAAUAUCUAUAGAGAUAAGAGUUACUAAUCCGAAUUUUCAAAUAUUAUUAUUUAUUUAUUUGUUUUUCAAAUUGUUCGAAAACUUGAACGAUUUAAUGAAUAUAAUGUAUUUUAAAACUUAACUAACCUAAGAUAAAAGUUAUGAAGUAGAAUUUAAAUUUUGUAAUAUAAUAAAAUUAUCAUGUCAAAAAAAAAUCGAAAACUCUUUUCAACAAGAACCCAAAAAUACAAAAAGAGCAUAGAAGAAUGUACAAAUAUCAUUGCCACUUCUCCUUUUUGGAUACAAUUUUCAGCAACUAUUAAAAUGGUACUAAAUGGAUCCAAUCCAUCAUCAAUUCUAUGCUAUGGACUAGGAAAUUUUUUUGAGAGUAUACAAUCUAAAUACCAGUUAGGUUUACUUUUAACAAUUAAGAAUGAAUUUAAAGUGAAAAACUGUUAUGUUUAUGAUCCUAAAUUCACGGAUGCUGAACGUACCCAUUUAGCUGAAGUUGGAUGUGAUUCACUUUGUGAAAAUGAAGAAGGAAAACGGCGUUUGUUACCUGGUACAUUUGUAUAUAUGCCUCAUUGUCCAAAACAGUUAUUAAAUAAUUUAUUAUGGGCUAAUUGGAAUAAGGAAAUAUUAACAAAUUGUAUAAUUGUUUGUAAUAGUAUUGAUCAAACAGUGACUUCAACUUUAGACCGGAUUUUAAAUAAAUAUGCUUAUUAUGUACAAAAAAUAUCUCCAUACGUCAUAGAAAAAAAAUGUUGUGAUAACUUUAUUUAUGAUGAUGUUUUCAAUGAUAUGGCACUUCAUAUAUUUCCUGAUGAAAAAUUUAAGGAACUAGAAAAUAUUUUUUGGGAACGUGGUAAAGAACCAUUGUAUGAUAAUGAUGAGUUAGAAUUUAUAACAAAAUUUGAAUGUAUGUCUUUCCAAUCUUAAUAAAUAAUCUUUAUAAUUCCUAAAAAUAUUAACAUAAUUAUUUUUUGAUGAUUCAUUUAUAAAUUACUAUUGUUUGUUUAUAUAUUUUACUGAUAUUGUGCAUUGGACAC
Molecule: messenger RNA, 1309 nt
Organism: Melanaphis sacchari
Lineage: Eukaryota; Metazoa; Arthropoda; Insecta; Hemiptera; Aphididae
Product: SRR1-like protein
Exons: 2
Coding region: 462-1199 (245 amino acids)
Biological process (GO): microtubule-based process
Cellular component (GO): nucleus; cytoplasm
Source: RefSeq, a predicted model, not a curated record